This is a messenger RNA of Nelumbo nucifera (sacred lotus), 288 nucleotides long. RefSeq names its product auxin-induced protein 15A-like. The record is from RefSeq and is a predicted model, not a curated record. Gene Ontology annotation, biological process: response to auxin. Lineage: Eukaryota; Viridiplantae; Streptophyta; Magnoliopsida; Proteales; Nelumbonaceae.
AUGGCGAUUCGUUUACCUGGAGUUGUACAGGCUAAGCAAAUUCUCCGACGGUCUCUUCCAACCAGAGCAGCCGUGAAUGUCCCAAAAGGCCACGCUGCAGUUUAUAUUGGGGAGACCCAGAAGAAGCGAUUCGUGGUUCCAAUUUCAUACAUAAAUCAUCCUUUGUUCGAAGACUUACUUUCUCACGCAGAGGAAGAGUUUGGGUUUGAUCAUCCAAUGGGUGGUUUGACGAUUCCAUGCAAGGAAGAAGCCUUCAUCGCCUUCACCCGUCGCUUGAAUGACUCAUGA